UUUCUCUGCUAUGGAUCAGUGUGAGGACAGAGAGGAGGGAGUCCCUCCCUCUAAAAGCUCUCUGUGUGGGGAACAUGACAGCCAGACCAAAGCUCAGAGCCUGGAGCAGCGGACCAGACUAGACUCUCCUGGACCUGAACCCAGCUGUGUGUCCAUGAAGAGUGACUUUUCCAUGUUAGAACCUAUGCAUUUCAAACAUGGAGUACCAGCUGAUGAAAGGAUCCAGCAGCAGAGACCAGAAUCUCCUGGACCUGAACCCAGCUGUGUGUCCUUUAAGAGUGACAGGUCGAAGGACUUUUUCAUUGAAUUUAAAGGACGUCCAUCAGCUGAUCAGAUAGUGGACCAGGAGAGCUCAGAGGUUCCCAGUGGUCAGUCUGCCCAGCAGCAUCAAACACAGCUGGACUCCAUAUUUAUGCUGCUGGAGGAGAACGUCAUCACUUUUGUGAAGAACGAGCUGAAGAAGAUGCAGAAGGUUCUGAGUUCAGAUUACCCAGAAUGCUUAGAGAGUCAGAGGGAGGAUGAGGAGGUGUUGAAUGAUGAGGAGGAGGAACAGAGUAAGAGCAGCAGAGAAGCAUUUCUAAAGAUCGCACUGCACUUCCUGAGGAGAAUGAAGCAGGAGGAGCUGGCUGAGUGUCUGCAUAGCAGAACUCCUGCUGGCAGGUGUCGACAUAAACUCAAGUCUAACCUGCAGAAGAAGUUCCAGUGUCUGUUUGAGGGAAUCGCUAAAGCAGGAAACCCAACCCUUCUGAAUCAGAUCUACACACCGCUCUACAUCACAGAGGGAGGGACUGCAGAGGUCAAUAAUGAACAUGAGGUCAGACAGAUUGAAACAGCAUCCUGGAAACCAGACAGACCAGAAACAACAAUCAGACAAGAAGACAUCUUUAAAGCCUCACCUGGAAGAGAUGAACCAAUCAGAACAUUGAUGACAACGGGAGUGGCUGGCAUUGGGAAAACAGUUUUAGCACAGAAGUUCACUCUGGACUGGGCUGAAGACAAAGCCAACCAGGACACACACUUCACAUUUCCAUUCACUUUCAGACAGCUGAAUGUGCUGAAAGAGAAAAAGUACAGCUUGGUGGAACUUGUUCAUCACUUCUUUACUGAAACCAAAGAAGCAGGAAUCUGCAGGUUUGAAGAGUUCCAGGUUGUGUUCAUCUUUGACGGUCUGGAUGAGUGUCGACUUCCUCUGGACUUUCAUAACAACAAGAUUCUUACUGAUGUUACAAAGUCCACCUCAGUGGAUGUACUGCUGACAAACCUAAUCAGGGGAAACCUGCUUCCCUCUGCUCGCCUCUGGAUAACCACACGACCUGCAGCAGCCAAUCAGAUCCCUCCCUGGUGUGUUGACAUGGUGUCAGAGGUCAGAGGGUUCAAUGACCCACAGAAGGAGGAGUACUUCAGGAAGAGAUUCAGAGAUGAGGAGCAGGCCAGCACCAUCAUCUACCACAUCAAGACAUCACGAAGCCUCCACAUCAUGUGCCAUAUCCCAGUCUUCUGCUGGAUCACUGCUACAGUUCUGGAGGAUGUGUUGAAAAGCAGAGAGAGAGGGGAGCUGCCCAAGACCCUGACUGAGAUGUACAUCCACUUCCUGGUGGUUCAGUCCAAAUUAAAGAACAUCAAGUAUGAUGGAGGAGCUGAGACAGAUCCACACUGGAGUCCAGAAAGCAGGAAGAUGAUUGAGUCUCUGGGAAAACUGGCUUUUGAGCAGCUGAAGAAAGGCAACAUGAUCUUCUAUGAAUCAGACCUGACAGAGUGUGGCAUCGAUAUCAGAGCAGCCUCAGUGUACUCAGGAGUGUUCACACAGGUCUUUAAAGAGGAGAGAGGUCUGUACCAGGACAUGGUGUUCUGCUUCGUCCAUCUGAGUGUUCAGGAGUUUCUGGCUGCUCUUCAUGUCCAUCUGACAUUCAUCAAGUCUGGAGUCAAUCUGCUGGCAGAAGAUCAAACAUCCCAGAAGUCUGAAACAAGGAAAUACAAAUCUACAGAGACACGUUUCUACCAAAGUGCUGUGGACGAGGCCUUAAAAAGUCCAAAUGGACACCUGGACUUGUUCCUCCGCUUCCUCCUGGGUCUUUCACUGCAGACCAAUCAGAGUCUUCUACGAGGCCUGCUGACACAGACAGGAAGUAGCUCACACACCAAUCAGAAAACAGUUGAGUACAUCAAAACGAAGAUCAGUGAGAAUCUGUCUGCAGAGAGAAGCAUCAAUCUGUUCCACUGUCUGAAUGAACUGAAUGAUCGUUCUCUCGUGAAGGAGAUCCAACUGUACCUGAGCUCAGGAAGUCUCUCCAGAAAGAAACUGUCUCCUGCUCAGUGGUCUGCUCUGGUCUUCAUCUUACUGUCAUCAGAAGAAGAUCUGGACGUGUUUGACCUGAAGAAAUACUCUGCUUCAGAGGAGGCUCUUCUGAGGCUGAUGCCAGUGGUCAAAGCCUCCAACAAAGCUCUACUGAAUGGCUGUAAGCUCUCAGAGAGAAGCUGUGCAGCUCUGUCCUCAGUCCUCAGCUGUCAGUCCUCUAGUCUGAGAGAUCUGGACCUGAGUAACAACAACCUGCAGGAUUCAGGAGUGAAGCAGCUGCCUCCUGGACUGGAGAGUCCACACUGUACACUGGAAACUCUCAGACUGACUGGCUGUAACCUCUCAGAGACAAGCUGUGCAGCUCUGUCUUCAGUUCUCAGCUCCCAGUCCUCUAGUCUGAGAGAACUCGACCUGAGUAACAACAACCUGCAGGAUUCAGGAGUGAAGCAGCUUUCUGCUGGACUGGAGAGUCCACACUGUACACUGGAAACUCUCAGGCUGUCAGGAUGUCUGAUCACAGGGGAAGGCUGUGCUUCUCUGGCCUCAGCUCUGAGCUCCAACCCCUCCCAUCUGAGAGAGCUGGACCUGAGCUACAAUCAUCCAGGAGACUCAGGAGAGAAGCAUCUGUGUGCUGGACUGAAGGAUCCACACUGGAGACUGGACACUCUCAGGCUGCAGCCUGCUGGAGUCCGAUGGUUGACACCAGGUCUGAGGAAGUAUUCCUGUGAAGUCACACUGGAUCCAAACACAGCAAACAGAAAACUCAAACUGUCUGACAACAACAGGAAGGUGACACAUAUGAAGGAGGAGGAGCAGUCAUAUCCUGAUCAUCAAGACAGAUUCGAUCACUGGCUUCAGCUGCUGUGUAGAAAUGAUCUGACUGGUCGCUGUUACUGGGAGGUCAAAUGGAGAGGAGAGGUUUAUAUAUCAGUGACUUACAGAGGAAUCAGCAGGAAAGGAAACAGUGAUGACUGUGUGUUUGGAAAGAAUGAACAGUCCUGGAGUCUGAUCUACUCUGAUGGUAGUUACUCUGUCAUGCACAAUAACAGAGUAACAUCCAUCAACACUGUCUGGCACAGUAAGAAAAGAAUAUCCACCUCCUCCUCCUCUGUCUCUCACAGAGUAGCAGUGUAUGUGGACUUUCCUGCUGGCACUCUGUCCUUCUACAGAGUCUCCUCUGACACACUGAUCCACCUCCACACCUUCAACACCACAUUCACUCAGCCUCUGUAUGCUGGGUUUGGGGUAUUUUCUGGUUCCUCAGUGUCUCUGUGUCCUCUGUAGGAGGGAGAGUCUCCUCCUGUUAGAGAAACUUUAUCACUGCUGACCAGAUAGUUCAGUCUGUACAGGAUCACACACAGCUGAUGGUAUUUAGUACCAACAUGAUCUCUCACUGGUUGU
This is a messenger RNA of Scomber scombrus (Atlantic mackerel), 3697 nucleotides long. Its product is annotated as NLR family CARD domain-containing protein 3-like. The record is from RefSeq and is a predicted model, not a curated record. Lineage: Eukaryota; Metazoa; Chordata; Actinopteri; Scombriformes; Scombridae. Gene Ontology annotation, molecular function: protein binding. The transcript is spliced from 11 exons. The coding region runs from base 11 to 3580 and encodes 1189 amino acids.